AUGCUAGAUUUCUGGGUCAAGUACUUGGACACGCCCACGUUAUCCGUGUUGCCGCACGAUUUUUUGAGGCCCUUGAAUAGCCGGUCUGUGGAGGCCACCACGCGGUUUUCGGUGGCGCACGCCCCCGACUUUGUCGCCGGGUUGGCGGUGUUUGCCGCAUUGGUGUUCCGGCUUUCCGGCGACGACGACAUUAUCGUGGCCACCGACGCGAACAGUUCCGGCGAGCCGUUUGUCGUGCGCGUGGCCGUGGACGCCAGUAUGACGUUUGCCGACUUGGCCGCGCGCGUGCGGGCCGAAUAUGCCGCGAAUAGCCGCAAGGUCGAGUACCAUAAUUUGGACGACAUUGCGCGGGCCAUCCAGCGCGAGAAGAAGCUCGAGCUGGCCCCGGCGCUUUUCAAGGUGUCGUACCAGCACGCGCGGCCGCUGCAGAAGUUGGAGACCUCGGUCGAGGGGUCCGUGCGCGACUUGGCCGUGUUCUGCUCGCCCGACACCGGCGACUUCCACGUGUUCUACAACUCAUUGCUCUACAAGUCCGAGCGAAUGGCCGUUUUCGCCGAGCAGUUCACGCAGUUCUGUGCGCACGUGGCGGCCCACCCGGACGUGCCCAUCACGCACGUGCCUUUGGUCACGCCGCUGCAGCGGGCGCAGUUGCCGGACCCUUCCUUGGACUUGGACUGGGCCGGCUUCCGCGGCGCCAUCCAGGACAUCUUCAUGGCGAACGCCUUGGCGCAUCCGCACAGGGACUGUGUGGUGGAGACGUGCUCGUUCAUGGACCCGGCCUCCAAAACCCGCACCUUCUCGUACCAGCAGAUUAACCAGGCCUCCAACGUCGUGGGCAACUACUUGAAGCACACGGGCAUCCGCAAGGGCGACAUUGUCAUGAUCUACGCCUACCGAGGCGUGGACUUGAUGGUCGCGGUCAUGGGUGUGUUGAAGGCCGGUGCCACGUUCUCCGUCAUCGACCCGGCGUAUCCGCCAGCAAGACAAAACAUCUACUUCUCCGUGGCCAAGCCACAGGGCUUGAUCGGCUUGGAGAAGGCUGGCGUCUUGGACCCAUUGGUCACGGACUACAUUGCGACCGAGUUGCGCGUGGUAUCGACCAUUCCGCAGCUCAAGAUCCAGGACGACGGCUCGUUGGUGGGCGGUGUCCUUGGCGCCGACUCUGCCGACUGCUUGGCCGCGUUCCAGCAGUACAAGGACACCCCUACGGGCGUGGUCGUGGGGCCUGACAACAACCCCACGUUGUCGUUCACCUCCGGCUCCGAGGGAAUCCCUAAGGGUGUCUUGGGCCGCCACUACUCCUUGGCAUACUACUUCCCCUGGAUGGCCCAACGCUUCGGCUUGUCGUCCAAGGACAAGUUCACCAUGUUGUCCGGCAUUGCGCACGACCCGAUCCAGCGGGACAUGUUCACGCCCUUGUUCCUCGGCGCGCAGUUGUUGGUGCCCACGGCUGACGACAUCGGCACGCCCGGCAAGUUGGCCGACUGGAUGGCCGAGCACGGCGCCACGGUUACCCACUUGACCCCGGCCAUGGGCCAGUUGUUGAGCGCGCAGGCCGUCACGCCGAUCCCCUCGUUGCACCACGCCUUUUUUGUCGGUGACGUCUUGACCAAGAGAGACUGCCUCCGCUUGCAGACCUUGGCAGAGAACGUGGCCAUCGUCAACAUGUACGGCACUACUGAAACCCAGCGUGCCGUCUCUUACUUCGAGAUCGCCAGCCGCGCGGCCGACGCCAAUGCCUUGAAGAACCUUAAAGACGUCAUGCCGGCCGGCACAGGAAUGCACAACGUGCAGCUCUUGGUCGUCAACCGGAACGACCGCUCGCAGACAUGUGGCGUCGGUGAGAUUGGCGAAAUCUACGUGCGUGCUGCUGGUUUGGCCGAGGGCUACCGUGGCUUGCCCGACUUGAACAAGGAGAAGUUUGUCACCAACUGGUACGUGGAUCCAGAGCACUGGAUCGCACAAGACAAGCAGAACUCGCGGCCCGAGGAGGCUGCGUGGCGUGCUGCCGCAUGGUUCGGGCCUCGCGACCGCUUGUACCGCACAGGCGACUUGGGCCGUUACUUGCCAGACGGAAACGUCGAGUGCUGUGGCCGUGCCGAUGACCAGGUCAAGAUCCGGGGCUUCCGUAUCGAAUUAGGCGAGAUUGACACCCACUUGUCGCAGCACCCCUUGGUGAGGGAGAACGUCACGCUUGUCCGCAGAGACAAAAACGAGGAGCAGACGUUGAUCUCUUACAUUGUGCCCAAAGAAUGUGCCGAGUUGCGUGAGUUGAAAGACGACGUCCAGGAGUCGGAUGACCCUAUCAUCAACGGCUUGGCUGCUUACGGGCCUUUGAUCAGAGACAUUAAGAAGUACUUGAAGAAGAGAUUGGCUUCAUACGCCAUUCCAACAAUCAUUGUGCCUCUUGUCAAGUUACCUCUCAAUCCCAACGGUAAGGUGGACAAGCCAAAGUUGCCUUUCCCUGACACUGCUCAAUUGGAGGCCGUUGCGAAGUUAACCGCCUCCAAGUCUGGCGCCAGCGCUGACGAGCAGUCUUUUACCGAGUUGGAGACUGUGGUGCGCGACUUGUGGUUUGAUGUAUUGCCCAACAAGCCACCCUCGAUUGCCAGAGACGAUUCGUUUUUCGACUUGGGCGGUCAUUCCAUCUUGGGAACUAGAAUGAUCUUUGAGUUACGGAAGAAGUUGAAUGUCGACUUGCCGCUCGGAGUCAUCUUCAAGAACCCAACCCUUGAGGCUUUUGCCAAAGAGGUCAGCAACUUCAUCAAGGGUGACCUGGCCGAGUUGGCUGAUGGCACAAACACUGCAACGGAGAUCGAAAUAGACACCACCCAGUCUUACUCUGACGAUGCCAAGCAGCUUGAGUCGUCCGCCUUGCUUGCAAAAUACCCUUCUUUGGACUCCUUGGAUUUUUCCAAGACGGUGAACAUAUUUGUCACCGGUGUCACUGGGUUCCUUGGCUCUUUCAUUGUCAGGGACCUCUUGGAAUGCCGCGAAGCUGACUUCAAAAUCUAUGCGCAUGUAAGGGCAUCGACUAAGGAGGCAGGUCUCGAGAGGCUACGCAAGACUGGAAAGACUUAUGGCAUUUGGAAAGAAGAAUGGGCCCAGAAGAUCGAGGUGGUGUUGGGUGAUUUGGCCAAGCCUCAAUUCGGCAUGAAUGAUGCUUCCUGGACUCUGUUAGCGAAUACGGUCGACGUCAUCAUCCACAAUGGCGCAAUGGUUCAUUGGGUAUACCCUUAUGCCACAAUGAGAGAUGCCAAUGUGAUCAGCACGAUCAACGUGAUCAACUUGUGUGGUGUAGGCAAGUCCAAGUACUUUUCGUUUGUGUCUUCGACUUCCACGCUUGACACCGACUACUUUUUCAACGCAUCCGAUGAGUUGACAUCCAGGGGUUUUACAGGUAUCUCUGAGGCAGAUGACUUGUCGGGCUCCGCCAGUGGUUUGGGUACUGGAUACGGGCAAUCCAAAUGGGCAGCCGAGUACUUGGCCAGAAGAGCGAGCGAGAGAGGAUUGAAGGGAUGCAUCACUAGACCCGGCUAUGUCACCGGCUUCUCCAAGACAGGUGCUUCCAACACUGACGACUUCUUGUUGAGAUUCUUGAAGGGAUGUGCCGAGUUGGGACAGUACCCCAACAUCACGAAUACCAUCAACAUGGUUCCAGUUGAUCACGUUGCGCGUGUCGUGGUGGCCACUGCCUUGCACCCACCUCAGCGUGACUACUUGUCCGUAGCGCAUGUCACAGGACACCCCAGAAUCACGUUCAACCAGUUUGUGGGCAGCAUGAAGACAUAUGGAUACAAUGUGGAGCGCGAGGACUACCCCGAUUGGAGAUCUUCUUUGGAGACGUUUGUCGUGGAGGAGUCCAAGAGCUCUGCGUUGUUCCCGUUGUUGCACUUUGUUUUGGACAACUUGCCGCAAGACACCAAGGCACCCGAGUUGGACGACGAGAACACUGUCAAGGCUUUGAAGGCAGAUAUCGCGUUGACAAACGAGGACGUCAGUGCGGGCAAGGGUGUGGAGGAGGACACUGUUGGUGUGUACAUCAGUUACUUGGUGAAAAUUGGGUUCUUGCCAGCGCCCUCUGCUGAGGGUAACAAGUUACCGGAGAUUGAGUUGAACGAGGAGACAUUGGGCCUCAUCACUUCUGGUGCCGGAGGACGUGGUUCUGCCAACUGA
Molecule: messenger RNA, 4176 nt
Organism: Metschnikowia bicuspidata var. bicuspidata NRRL YB-4993
Lineage: Eukaryota; Fungi; Ascomycota; Pichiomycetes; Serinales; Metschnikowiaceae
Gene: LYS2
Product: L-aminoadipate-semialdehyde dehydrogenase
Exons: 1
Coding region: 1-4176 (1391 amino acids)
Biological process (GO): L-lysine biosynthetic process
Molecular function (GO): L-aminoadipate-semialdehyde dehydrogenase [NAD(P)+] activity; phosphopantetheine binding
Source: RefSeq, a predicted model, not a curated record